Oenanthe melanoleuca is the source of this 2007-nucleotide messenger RNA. RefSeq lists its product as uncharacterized. The coding region runs from base 1 to 2007 and encodes 668 amino acids. The transcript has 7 exons. Gene Ontology annotation, molecular function: ATP binding; protein serine/threonine kinase activity. The record is from RefSeq and is a predicted model, not a curated record. Gene Ontology annotation, cellular component: cytoplasm. Lineage: Eukaryota; Metazoa; Chordata; Aves; Passeriformes; Muscicapidae. Gene Ontology annotation, biological process: protein autophosphorylation; regulation of mitotic cell cycle; negative regulation of apoptotic process.
AUGCCGCGUCUCGCAAGGCGCCCGUGGGCGAGACGGGCCCGCCGCUGUGCCGCCUCCGCGGGGCUCCGUCCAUUCUGGGUGCGGCGCCUUUUGAAGAGCCUCUGGCAGAGCGCCGCGCUCUGCUGGUGGUGGUGCUGGAGCAGCGCCGUCUUUUGGCUCCGCCUGGCGCGGUCCCUGGCCCGGCCCCGGCCCCGAACGAGGCCCCUCCCGCAGCUCCGCCCGCAGCCGCCUCGCAGCCGCCCGGCUCCCGCCCCGUCGCCGGCAGCUUCUCCGGUGCGAGCCCCGCCGCCCGUCAGCUCGGCCGCCGGCCCCGAGCCGCCGGAGCCCAGGGCGGCUCGGGAAGCAGCAGCGCCCGGGGCGGACGGCUGCCCCGGGCAGAAUGCCGAGAGCGCCGCGCCAGCCGCACGGGCGGAGAAGCCUCCCCUGGAGCAGCUCUACCGGGAGGGCCCGCUGCUGGGGAGCGGCGGCUGCGGCAGCGUUUACGCCGGGACCCGGCUCGCCGACGGCGCCCCGGUGGCCAUCAAGCGAGUGCCCCGCGAUCGCAUCUGGGAGUGGGCGCGGCUGCACGACGGCGCCCUUGUGCCCCUGGAGCUGGUGCUGCUCUCGAUGGUGUCGUGCCCUGGCUUCCGCGGCGUCGUACACCUCCUGGACUGGUUCGAGCUGCCCGACGGCUUCGCGCUGGUCAUGGAGCGUCCGGAGCGCUGCCGCGACCUGUGGGACCUGCUGGACGCGGGCGGGUCCCUGCCAGAGCCCGUGGCGCGGGGGCUGUUCCGCCAGGUGCUGCAGGCCGUGCAGCACUGCACCAGCCGCGGUGUCCUGCACCGCGACAUCAAGGCCGAGAACGUCCUCGUCGACCUGGCCACCGGCGACGCGAAGCUCAUCGAUUUCGGCUGUGGCACGAUCCUCCAGGACACCUUCUACACCUGGAUGGCAGGAACGCGCGAGUACUACCCGCCGGAGUGGAUCCUCUUCGGCUGCUACCACGGCCAGCCAGCCACCAUCUGGUCCCUGGGCAUCCUGCUCUAUCACCUGGUGUGCGGGCACCUUCCUUUCACAACCGAGAGAGGACAUCGUUCGGGGCCAGCUCUUCUUCCCGCCCCGGGUGUCUCAAGAGUGCCAGCACCUCAUCAGGUGGUGUUUAUCUAUGGACCCUGCAGACAGGCCAUGCCUGGAAGACGUCCUAGAACAUUCUUGGCUGCAGAAGCCCCACCUGGCCCAGGAGACAGCAGAGAUCCAUCCCUCUGCACAGUAGGAUCCAGGAGCCCAGCAAGUACCAGCUGCUCGCGUCUUCGUGGCGCUCAGAGAAAUCUCCAGAGCGUUUCCCUGCGGCUGCGGCACGGAGCAGAGAGCGCGGCCCAGGAGAUGCUUCCGCGGGUCCCCGGCGAGUGGUGGAGGGAGCGGCUCAGGGCUCCCCGUCCUAUUGGAGAAGUCGUGGCACAGGGCGGUGAAGUUGCCACGGACUGGAAAAGGGGAAACAUCCCCCUGCAGCUCAAUGGCAUCGUGACGUCCCCGCAAGCCGAGGCACAGCUGGCGUGUUCUUGUGGAGCACGAUGCGGAGCCGGAGAACGCCAUCCUCGAGCUGGCCGCUGGCGGAGCGAAGCCGAUGGGCUUUGGUUGCGGCCCCUUCCCGGAGGACACGCUCUGCACCCCGACGAAAUCAAGAUGAGUCCCCAGCCGGCGCAGGGGCGGGGGGACUGCUCGUGCUUCCAGGUCUUGUUUGGAAUUGACUUUCAUGCAAUUCUUCUUUGUUUUGUCCAGGAAGAUUGCACCCGGUGCCCAGACCGCAUGAGGAAGCGCCGGCACCGUCCGUGGCAGCCCGUCCAGUGCCGGCGCUACCCCGGGGGGCCACGGGUACUGCACCAGAUCGGGGACGCGUUCCCUGCUCCUGUCCUUGGUGACCUCGGGGAGGCUGCAGCGCCCUCCCUGUGUGCGGGACAGCUGCUGCAGCACGGCUGCGCCCGUGUGCCAGCAGCGGCCGAGGAGCAGCUGGGCGAGUGCAGAGGCUGA